CGCACCGUGGUGCUUGAUCCCAAUGUCAACGUGCCUGUGCAUGAUCUGCGCGCACUGUACUCCCUGGAGUGUCAUCAUUCACGGAAUAUAUGGUGCCUCAAUCUCAGGUUCCAUGGCGCCGAUGAUCGCCAACUUUACAGGCUUCGGAUAAAGUUGGCGAGCAUCGGCGCCCGCAUUACGGCUCGGUCGUUUCGCUUGAUGUCCUGAAGCUCAAUGGCCUAUUUAAGCUCUCCUCUCCGCUCUUCUGACACAGUCAUUCCCAGCGUGGCAGGCCGUCGGCUCGAAUUAUGACUUGAUUUACAAUAGUGUCAACGUUCAGGGUGGCUACAUUCUUUUCAGGAAGCUCCAGUCGUUUGAGCACGAAGAUCGUUCUUCAUCUGGUAUCAUGGAACCGAACUUAAAAGGCGUGUGGACUGCCACAAUCCUCGUCCUUUCGCUCUGCAUUGGUCGAUGCAACGGGCAGCAAUGUAAUGCAGGGGACAGCAAAGCUUUGCUGGAAUUUAAAGCAGGAUUCACAGAUCCUGGCAACCUUUUCAUAUCAUGGCAACAAGGAACUAACUGCUGCACCUGGAGUAUGGUGAACUGCACCUCGUCUGGCCGUGUGCAAGGGUUGCAGAUUCUGGCCCCAUUCCCAACCAGGGGACCUACUCCGAGACGGAAUCCAAGCUACAAUGGUGCUGUUGGAGCCACUGUGGGUGAUCUCUCCGAACUCGUGUCUUUGCAGCUCGAUUCCAUUUCGUUCGACGGUCCCAUGCCCAACACAUUCAACAAGCUCAAGAAACUGGAAGAUCUGCAACUCGUCUUCAACAAUUUUUCGGGGUCAGUGUCUCCGUCCAUCGGGGGAGCCACCUCUUUGAAGACCAUGAGAGUCGACUUAUACGGGCCUUUUCCUGUCGUAGGCCUAGUCCCUGCUCCAGUCCCCUUGAGUUUGUGCAACCUGGUCAAGCUUCAGUCGAUGGAGAUCAAUUUUGGCAUGACCGGAAACAUCCCAGCGUGUUUCUGCAGAUUCAACCAGCUGACAACAUAUGAUUUGUCCGGGAACAAUUUGGGCGGCGAGAUUCCGAAUUGCAUCGGCUACAAUCAACCGAAGCUUACAUCAUUUGUUGUAAGUUUCAAUAAGCUCACAGGUCCCAUCCCUGCCACUCUCAGUCGUCUGUCCAAGCUGGAGGAGCUUCAACUAGAUAACAACAAGUUGUCUGGAAGUAUUCCAGCGCAGAUCGGAAACCUGGUAAAUCUCGUGUAUUUGUCCCUCAACAACAACUCGCUGUCUGGCCCAAUGCCUGCAUCCCUCGGGCGUCUCACAAACCUCGGCUUCCUGGACUUGUCUACGAACUACUUGACCCGCGUCACCCCCGAGCUGGGCAAGCUCGUGAAGCUCACUAACUUGCUCUUGAAUUCUAACAAGCUGCAAGGAAGUCUUCCUCAAGCGAUUGCAACCGCUGGAAGCCAAGGGGAUGGACUUUUCUUCAACGUUUCGGACAACAUUCUGUCGGGAGCCAUUCCCAACCUUUGUAGUUCCGGCAAGUACUUCAGCUUCUAUGCUAGCAAGAACUUCUUCAGUGGAGGUUUCCCUCUGUUUCUGGCGUCGUGUACCUAUGUCGAUCUGUCCAGCAACUUCUUGUGGGAUUCCAGACAAGUGGGAACAUUACCGGCCAGCUCCCCACUCGCGGAGCUUUACCUGGCCAACAAUCGCUUUUCAGGACCCAUUCCAUCAUGGUUCAAUUCCCUGAUCGCUUUUACUUCUCAGACCAUCCAGAUCCUUGACAUUUCGGCCAAUAAAUUCACGGGCACCUUUCCUCCAUCUCUCUUCUCCCUUCCUAACCUGUCGAAGUUGAAUGGCUCUUACAACAUGUUCAACGGCCAGCUCCCGACGAAUUCCUUCACUGCGGCGCCCUCGUCGACUCUAGAUCUCGGUCACAACAGGUUCUACGGGCCCAUUCCCUCGACAUUCUUCGCAGGCCUGAUAGAUGCGACUUACUUGGACCUGUCUUUCAACAGCCUGAGCGGUCCGUUGCCGGCUAAUAGUGGGGACUUCAGUCGAUUACAAUACUUAGAUCUCUCCGACAAUGGGUUGACUGGCACAGUCCCGGCUUCCGUUGAGAACAUACCGUCCCUUGAGUACUUGGAUCUGUCCAACAAUAUGUUCACAGGCAAUGUGCCUUCCAAAAGGCCACCACCUGGUACCCAAUUCUGAUCGCGAAGUAUCAGAUUAGAAAUCACAGUAGACUAGUUCACAGUAUGUAGUGCUUGUGCUCGUGCUUGAAAUCGAUGUUUCGUCAGAUAGCUUUCACGAUCAAUUUCAGUAGAUGUUGCCAUAAAUUCAUAGGCAUUACGACUAUCCUAUUCUGAACUCUUUUAAGGAAAUUAAAAUUUCGCUUACCAUUGGA
Messenger RNA from Marchantia polymorpha subsp. ruderalis, 2387 nucleotides. Lineage: Eukaryota; Viridiplantae; Streptophyta; Marchantiopsida; Marchantiales; Marchantiaceae. The record is from the annotation of a GenBank genome assembly.